AUGGCCCUGCGCAGUGGGGCGGGCUGCUUCGGCCGGGUCUGGCGCAGGGUGUCGGGGCUCCCGGACGCCUGGCCCCGGCGCUCGAGCAGCCUCCUGUGCCUGUCCGCCUUCGCGCCCGAGCCCGGGCCCGCGCCGCCCCUGCCCCGCCAGCCGCCUCGCGGCGGCCCCGGCGCAGGGGGGCCCCCCCAGCCUCCCCGCCCCCCGCCUCCCCGCUGCUGCUGCUGCUGCCGCCGCCGCCGCUGCUGCCGCCGCCGCUUACAACUUGGAGGCGGCGGCGGCGGCGGCGGAGGAGGCGGCGGCGGCCGCCGGGCGCUGCAGUGGGACGCGCGCGGCUGCGAGCCUGCGGGACAUGCCCCCCGCGCCGGCUCCUUGCUGGCGGCCAUGAAGAGGCAGAACGUGCGGACUCUGUCCCUCAUCGUCUGCACCUUCACCUACCUGCUGGUGGGCGCCGCCGUCUUCGACGCCCUCGAGUCGGACCACGAGAUGCGCGAGGAGGAGAAACUCAAAGCCGAGGAGAUCCGGAUCAAGGGCAAGUACAACAUCAGCAGCGAGGACUACCGGCAGCUGGAGCUGGUGAUCCUGCAGUCGGAGCCACACCGCGCCGGCGUCCAGUGGAAAUUCGCCGGCUCCUUCUACUUUGCCAUCACGGUCAUCACCACCAUAGGUUACGGGCACGCCGCUCCGGGCACGGACGCGGGCAAGGCCUUCUGCAUGUUCUACGCGGUGCUGGGCAUCCCGCUGACGCUGGUCAUGUUCCAGAGCCUGGGCGAGCGGAUGAACACGUUCGUGCGCUACCUGCUGAAGCGCAUCAAGAGGUGCUGCGGCAUGCGCAACACGGAGGUGUCCAUGGAGAACAUGGUGACCGUGGGCUUCUUCUCCUGCAUGGGGACGCUGUGCAUCGGGGCGGCCGCCUUCUCCCAGUGCGAGGAGUGGAGCUUCUUCCACGCCUACUACUACUGCUUCAUCACGUUGACUACCAUUGGGUUCGGGGACUACGUGGCCCUGCAGACCAAAGGCGCCCUGCAGAAGAAGCCGCUCUACGUGGCCUUCAGCUUUAUGUAUAUCCUGGUGGGGCUGACGGUCAUCGGGGCCUUCCUCAACCUGGUGGUCCUCAGGUUCCUGACCAUGAACAGCGAGGACGAGCGGCGGGAUGCCGAGGAGCGGGCGUCCCUCGCCGGCCACCGCAGCAGCAUGGUCAUCCACAUCCCCGAGGAGGCGCGGCCGGGCCGGCCCCGGUGCAAGGCGGACGUGGCGGACCUGCAGUCCGUGUGCUCCUGCACCUGCUACCGCCCGCAGGAAUACGGCGGCCGCCCGGCGGCGCUCCAGAACUCCUUCGGCGCCAAGCUCGCCCCCCAGUACUUCCACUCCAUCUCUUACAAGAUCGAGGAGAUCUCACCAAGCACACUGAAAAACAGCCUCUUCCCGUCCCCCAUCAGCUCCAUUUCUCCCGGGUUACACAGCUUUACCGACAACCACAGGCUGAUGAGACGGCGGAAGUCCAUCUAG
This is a messenger RNA of Hippopotamus amphibius kiboko, 1506 nucleotides long. It is a transcript of the gene KCNK9, whose product is annotated as potassium two pore domain channel subfamily K member 9. Gene Ontology annotation, cellular component: membrane. Lineage: Eukaryota; Metazoa; Chordata; Mammalia; Artiodactyla; Hippopotamidae. The record is from RefSeq and is a predicted model, not a curated record. Gene Ontology annotation, biological process: stabilization of membrane potential; potassium ion transmembrane transport. Gene Ontology annotation, molecular function: potassium ion leak channel activity. The transcript has 2 exons. The coding region runs from base 1 to 1506 and encodes 501 amino acids.